CAUUCUUUUCUCCAUAAUAACAAUGGCCACAGCUGCAACUACAUAUGCGCUUGUCUUCUGUCUAAUUUACUCUCUGACGUAUAUUUCCGCCGGAGAAGAGAAAUCGCCGCCCAGGCGGACGGAGGAGGAGCUGAAGAAUACGUAUGAGUUGUGGCUGCUUCGCCAUGGCAGAGCGUAUAACGCCUUGGGAGAAAAGGAGAGGAGGUUUCAGAUCUUUAAGGACAAUUUGAGGUUUAUUGAUGAGCAUAAUUUCUCCGGCAACCGGAGUUACACCGUCGGGUUGAACCGGUUUGCUGAUGUCACCAACGACGAGUACCGAUCCAUGUAUUUGGGUACCAAAUCCUACGCUGAUCGUCGGAUUGCUAAGCUGCAGAGAGCCGGGAUUAGCCAACGGUAUGCCGUUCAGAGUAACGAAAGGUUGCCGGAAAAUGUUGACUGGCGGAAGAGCGGAGCCGUUGCUCCGGUCAAAGAUCAAGGAAGCUGCGGGAGCUGUUGGGCAUUCUCGACGGUGGCGGCGGUGGAGGGAAUCAACAAAAUAGUCACCGGAAAACUGAUCAGUCUGUCGGAGCAAGAACUUGUCGACUGUGAUCAUAAAGAGAACAGCGGUUGUAAUGGCGGAGGGAUGGACGACGCCUUCGCGUUCAUCAUCUCCAAUGGCGGACUCGACACAGAAUCCGACUAUCCAUACAAGGGUGUCGACGGCGUUUGCGAUCCGAUUCGAAACAAGGCAAAAGUUGUUAGUAUUGAUGGUUAUGAAGAUGUUCCUCCAAUGAACGAGAAAGCUUUGAUGAAAGCCGUAGCGCACCAACCCGUGAGUGUCGGAAUAGAAGCAUCCGGCCUCGGUUUUCAAUUAUAUUCAUCGGGCGUGUUUACGGGUUCAUGUGGAACUGAUCUAGACCAUGGUGUGGUUGUGGUGGGAUAUGGUUCCGAAAAUGGGAAGGACUAUUGGAUUGUUCGGAACUCAUGGGGGAGCCGAUGGGGUGAGGAUGGAUACCUUCGGAUGGAGCGUAAUGUGGUUGGAACACGCACCGGCAAGUGUGGGAUCACGAUGAUGGCUUCUUACCCGGUCAAGUACAGAAGCAAGAACCCCAAUAUCUCAAACAAUGUUUAUACUGAUCAGAUAAGCAGUACCUGAUUAUUAAUAUUCCGAUACACGAGACGCUAAAAGGAAGCAAAAUGAGUUGGAUCAAGGGUGGUUUUCGCACACUUCUUGGUGGCUUUUGUUUAUGUCUAUGAACUCGUUCCGAGUUCUUGAUAUUUACCCUUUAAUGUAUUGUGAUGGUUUGAUUGUUUUUACGUCUUUUAAAAAGUAAUUGUAUCCUGCUUUAGUAAAAGAAGUAUUUAUUCAUAUA
This is a messenger RNA of Cynara cardunculus var. scolymus (artichoke), 1352 nucleotides long. RefSeq names its product zingipain-2. The record is from RefSeq and is a predicted model, not a curated record. Lineage: Eukaryota; Viridiplantae; Streptophyta; Magnoliopsida; Asterales; Asteraceae. The transcript is spliced from 4 exons. Gene Ontology annotation, molecular function: cysteine-type endopeptidase activity. Bases 23 to 1135 code for a protein of 370 amino acids. Gene Ontology annotation, cellular component: lysosome.